Podarcis raffonei (Aeolian wall lizard) is the source of this 470-nucleotide messenger RNA. RefSeq names its product cystatin B (gene CSTB). Gene Ontology annotation, cellular component: cytosol. The transcript is spliced from 3 exons. The record is from RefSeq and is a predicted model, not a curated record. The coding region runs from base 9 to 377 and encodes 122 amino acids. Gene Ontology annotation, molecular function: cysteine-type endopeptidase inhibitor activity. NCBI's taxonomy places the organism in Eukaryota, Metazoa, Chordata, Lepidosauria, Squamata, Lacertidae.
GCUGACAGAUGGGCGACCAGUGGCGAAGGGCGCUUUUGCGCACCGGAGCUUCGUUUUUACGCGCAACGCGCUGCCGGAGGAUGAUGUGCGGAGGGAUCAGCGAGGCCAAGGCAGCCACGGCCGAGACGCAGCAAAUCGCCCAGGAAGUGAAAGGACAAGUGGAAGAGAAAGAAGGAAGAAGCUUUGAAGUCUUUGACGCAGUUGAGUUUAAGACGCAGAUGGUUUCUGGAAUGAACUACUUCAUCAAGGUCCACAUUGGCAAUGACGAGUUCCUUCACGUGAGAGUGUACAAAAGACUCCCUCACGAAAACAAGCCGCUGGAGCUCACCAGUUACCAAAGCAAGAAAGCAAAGCACGAUGAACUAGCUUACUUCUAAGCGCUUCUGCAGAAGCCUUUCUUCCUCUGCCGUUUUUUUACUCAGUUGAAAACCAGAGUUUAUUUUGCCAAAUGCAAAUGAUUUCUCUUCCUU